Nanorana parkeri is the source of this 1467-nucleotide messenger RNA. RefSeq names its product embryonic protein UVS.2-like. The transcript has 12 exons. Gene Ontology annotation, biological process: proteolysis. Gene Ontology annotation, molecular function: metalloendopeptidase activity; zinc ion binding. Bases 1 to 1467 code for a protein of 488 amino acids. The record is from RefSeq and is a predicted model, not a curated record. Lineage: Eukaryota; Metazoa; Chordata; Amphibia; Anura; Dicroglossidae.
AUGAAUGAGAAGGUCUUCCUUCUGCUUUUGGGCUGUGUUACCGGGCUGGUGACCAGUCUACCCGUGCCUCCAUCAAAAGAGGCCAACUCUGACAAUAGAGAUCUUCUCAUCUUGCUGCAGAUCUCUGAUCCAGCUACUUCAUCCUCAUCAGAUAGCAACUUAUCUACACACGAAAAUGAUAUUCUGUUAAAGGUUGGACGCAGUGCCUCAAACUGUAGUACUUGCGUUUGGCCUAAAAAUGCCAAUGGUACAGUCCAUGUUCCCUACAUCCUAUCCGUCAACUACACUCUUGCUGAAAUAAAUACAUUUAUGACUGCCAUGCAAGAGUAUGAGACAUUGACUUGUCUGAGAUUUGUGCCUCGUACAGGAGAAAGGGAUUAUCUCGACAUCAUUUCAUCUGGUUCUAGAUGUCUAUCAUAUCUUGGAAGAAUUGGCGGAGGCCAGCAGCUUUACCUGAUUCCUAAAUGCGUCAUCAGUGGGAUUGUACAGCAUGAACUAAACCAUGCCCUGGGCUUCUCCCAUGAACAGGUGAGGAUGGAUCGCGACAAUUAUGUUGACAUCAAGUACCAGUUUAUCUAUGAAGCAUCCUGGGCCAACUUUGAUAAACAGAACAAUAAAAACAUGGUCCUUGGGUAUGACUAUGGUUCAGUGAUGCAUUAUGAUGCCUAUGCAUUCUCCAACACAUCAAAUCAACCCUCAAUUGUCCCCAAGCCUGAUCACACUGUGCCCAUUGGGCAGAGAGAUGGACUGAGUGUCUUGGAUGUGGCUAAAAUUAACCAAGUUUAUCAAUGCAUUGUCUUUGCUACUUUGCUUGAUAAAGAGAAAGGAGUUUUCACUUCUGCCAACUAUCCCUCUGCUUAUCCUAAUAAUGUUAACUGGGUUUGGUUGAUCAGGACUCCUUCUGGGCAGGCUUCACUUACUUUCAGUGGUUUUAAUCUCCAGUCCAGUCUUGACUGCAACUCUGACUACAUGAGAAUCUAUGACGGUCCCACUAAAAACUCUGUUGUGCUGUGGGAUAAAUUCUGCGGCAAUCAAAUAAUUCCUCAACUCAUCGCUUCCAGCAACCAUAUGCUGGUUGAGUUCGUCAGUGACGGAGCUGUUGCCGGGCUCGGCUUCAACGCUACAUAUAACACAGUUCAGUGUGGAGGAGCAUUCUUUACCUUCGAAAGAAAGUUUACAUCUCCGAACUACCCAAAUUUCUACAGUCCGAACUUGGAUUGUACCUACACCAUCACAGCUCCUGCUGGAUAUAGGAUUGCUCUGAGCAUAACUGACUUCCAUGUAGAGUAUAGCUGGCGCUGUAGGUACGACUACCUACAAGUCAAUGUAGAUGGUAACGUUACUACAUACUGCAGCAAUAUCAUUGAUCCUGAAAUAACCUCCACUGGCACUUCUAUGGUUCUCAAAUUCCAUAGUGACCGUUUGGGGCAGGCGAGGGGAUUCCAGGCCUAUUACACCUUCUUUUGA